Messenger RNA from Python bivittatus (Burmese python), 3183 nucleotides. RefSeq names its product transmembrane p24 trafficking protein 1 (gene TMED1). The record is from RefSeq and is a predicted model, not a curated record. NCBI's taxonomy places the organism in Eukaryota, Metazoa, Chordata, Lepidosauria, Squamata, Pythonidae.
CCGCCUUUCUUCUUCCGGGUGAAGCGGGGACGUCCAGCGGGAUGGCGGCGCCUUCCGCCUCAGGGCUCCGGCUGUGGCUGCUGCUGCUGCUUUGGGAGGCGCCGCGCAGGAUCCUCCACGCGGCGGCCCAGCCGCCUCCGCCGCAUGAUGCCGAGUUCACCUUCCUGCUGCCCGCCGGGCGGAGGGAGUGCUUCUACCAGGUCGCGCCCGCCAAUGGCUCUAUGGAGAUCGAGUACCAGGUUAUUGGCGGGGCUGGGCUCGAUGUUGACUUCUCCUUAGUGAGUCCUUCAGGCGCCUUGCUAGUGGAUGAGUAUCGGAGAUCAGACGGGCUACACGGCAUUGAGCCUACAGAGGGCGGUGAUUACAAGCUGUGCUUUGACAACUCCUUUAGCACCAUUUCAGAGAAGUUGGUGUUCUUUGAGCUCAUCUUCGAUAGCCCCCAGGAAGAUGAGGACUUGAACCACUGGGGAGAAGUGGCAGAACCAGAAGAGAUGCUGGACAUUAAGAUAGAAGACAUUAAGGAAUCUAUUGAAACCAUGAAGAGCCGCCUGGAAAAAAGCAUUCAGAUGCAGGCCCUUCUGCGAGCCUUUGAAGCCCGAGACCGCAACUUACAGGAAAGCAAUCUCAGUCGAGUCAAUUUUUGGUCAGCCAUCAACCUCAGUGUGCUGCUGGUGGUGUCAUUUCUCCAGGUGUAUAUGUUGAAAAACCUCUUUGAGGACAAGAGGAGAGUUUGGACGUAGCAGGAGGAAAAAUUGACUUCUCCCCAUUUCUGCCUGUAUGCGGGGGGGGGGGAAGUAAGGUUUCUACCAUGUCACUGAAGCUCACUACCAUGUAAAUCAGCUGCCAUUUCUUUAUCUCCUGACAGGAGGAGUUAAAACAUUGCAAACAAGUUAAAGGAGGGGUUAAGGUGUAGCAAUUUCAUAUCCACAUGUUGUGUGGUGCUAUCAAGGGACAGAAUACAGUUUGUUCUUGAAGGACUACAAGAAGUAAAAGAAAUGGAACAGUUAAGCACUGGACAGCUAACAAACAGAAGGCAACUUCAGUGUCACAUAUCUUUCAGUAGGUCUUUUGUUUACAGAGAAGGAGAGUGCCUCCCCAAAGACAGCAUGCAACAGUGCUUGCUCAUAGCCUUAAUCUUGGAUAUUUUUGUGUGCCUUAAUAGGAAGCGUGGCCAAAAUUAGCUGUUUUUACUUCUGUUGCAAAAUGACCUAUUCUUUAUUGUCUCUGAUAAAUGUCCUUGCCCUAAGAAGUUCUAAACUAUUACAGGGCACAAAUAGAAGCAAAGGUAGCUUUGGUUAUCUUUGCACUCCAUGGGUGGGCCCUGUUUUCUCCAAACAUGGCUGUGUAUGGAGCAUCUGCAACUACUAAAGACUGUUCAGUGUGCGAACAAUUUCCUAUCCUGGAAAGAGCUGAUAUUUGUUCUAAUUUGUAAAUGGUAUAGCCUGUUUCAGAAUUUUAAUUUCCAUCAAAAGCCAGUUGUGAGACUGGGAGAAAGAUUGCUUUUUCACAUCCAGUUUUUUAAAGUAUGUUUCACUGUUGGAGGUGCUGCAGAGGUCUGUUCCAGUGUCCAGGAGCAAUUAAAGCAGUCUGGUUGCAUUUGUUACUUUUGUCUUCUGGUUAAGCUUUUAGCAACUUGGAAUACUUUACUGGACUUUAGCAUAUGAGGUAUUUCAAGUGUACUGAAUUGGUCUUAAACUACAGAUAAUAAUGAUGGAUUCAUGUAUUUACACAUGAAUAGCAGACCCAUGUUUAAAGUGUGUGGUGGUAGCAACGUUAAGCUCUCAUGAUGCUUUUCUAGCAGAUCCUUUUUAUACCAAUUUGAUUCCCAUUGCAGAAUUGAGCUGGGCUUGGAGAAGAACACCUGGAAGAGAGCUGUGAGGAGGGAAGAUUUAGCAUCCCUUCAGCAAUUUCCUUUGCCUCCAUUUAUCAUUGGCAGAUUCCCUGUAGCUUGGGUUUUGGUUCCUCACUGCCCCUUUGAAUGGUGAAUGUUAAAUAUUCAAGAGCAGUGGAUGCCUAGCCCCAAAUCUACACUUGCAUUUUAUUUUCCCCUUUAAAUCCACAGAAUGCUAAACUGUACUUGAAAAUUGCAGUGACAUUAGCUUGAGUUGGAGAUUCAUGGAAGUCUUCAGGAUGGGAUACUGCCAAGUGUUAGUAACUGCUUCUCAGACUACAGUAUCUGGCUGAUUCUUGAUGGCAUGAAAAAUGUUUAAACAAACAUCCAAGGUUUUCUUACUUUUUUUUCUUUUUUUGAAGAAAGAUCAGACAUAUUAGUCUGAUGGCUAACACUGACCUUUCCAAACAGAACAAAACCUUGUACAGGUUAGCAUCCUGAGGUUCAGUAAAUGGUCUUUUGUUUUGGACGUUGCACUCUCCUGAAUCACUGAUCUUGAAUUAUGAUGGGAAUAAUAAUGUUCUGUUGUAUUUCAGCACUUUCCUUAGCAUGGUAUUUAAUGUGGGAAGGCUGCAUUGCAUACUGUUCCUCCCCUGGAAGAGGCUAAUGGUCACAGAAUUAAUAUGAAUUUCAGGACUUGAGACAUUUUGGUGUGCCAUUAGCACAUUCUUAGGAGGGGCCUUUAUACGCAUCUACUGCUUAUCAUUUAUCAUCUGGGAAAUAAUGGCCACCAUAAAAUUGGAUGAAUGCAGUGUUAGGACCAUUCUUAAAAGGCACCAGAAUUUGCCAUUAGCUGGAAUUGAGCCACAAACUACUACUAAUUUACCCUACUCAGAAAGGCAAACUGUUGAGACCAGCAUAAACUCAACCAAAAAAGCAGAGCUUCCUUUUAUCUCUGAUUCCUGCAUCAUCUGUAUACAUCCAGGGAGGGAGCCAUGUGUACUUCUACUAAAUGACCGUGGGGCAUUUUUACAGUAAUAUAUUUCUGAAGCAACCAGUGUUGCACCUCAGUUGUUCAAGGCUCUUGGGAAUCUGAUGUUUCAAACUGUAGCGUCUCAGGUGCUGCAAGAGACUAUCUUUUUGAACUCCAUUUACAUUUUACUUAAGCUGGAAUUAAAGGUCACCACGAAACAAAUUCAGUGCCACAGUGCUAGUCAGUAUAGUACAUUUAAAUGAGUUUACAAUAAACUGCUUUUCCUCCUUUUUGAGAGCUCUUAACUACAGUACAGUGUGGUAAUAAAACUUUGUCCUCUAUGAGCAAUUGAAGAAAUAAAGUUACUAUAUCCCUCUUU